UUUUCAUCGAUCAUUGUUGCAAACACAUUUAGAUCAGACAAAGAAAGCUGAGUAGCGCUAGACAGAUAGAUAAAACAUCAAGAUGGCAGUGAAUUUAAAGCUCGCGUUGAUGUCCUUGGUGUUUCUGGUGGCAUUUAAUGCCAUUAAUCAUGCCCAAGCCGCAGUUUUUGAUGUGACGACACAUGGAGCAAAGCCUGGUGCAGAUAUGACCGCGGCUUUGACCAGUGCUUGGAAAGACGCAUGCGCAGCAGCAGGAAAAAACCAAGUUGUGGUUCCAAAAGGGACAUUCCAAUUAGGUCCAGUGAGUUUAGACGGACCUUGCAAGGGCCCUAUUGAAUUCCAGAAUCAGGGCACCAUCCAGGCUCCAGCAGACCCCAGUAAAUUCCAGGAUUUCUGGAUCCAGUUCCUUCAUGUUGAUGGGUUCACUCUGUCUGGGGGUGGAACUUUCGAUGGGCAAGGACAAACUGCUUGGAAAUCAAAUACCUGUGUGAAUGACCUCAACUCAUGCGGAGUACUUGCCGCUAAUUUGAAGUUCAGCUUCGUCACAAAUGCAGUAGUCACGGGCAUAACAUCACUAAACAGCAAAUAUUUCCACAUAAUCUUGUUGGGCUGCAAUGGCUUGCAGAUGGAAAAACUAACCAUCACUGCACCUGCAGACAGCCCCAACACAGAUGGAAUCCACAUUGGACGUUCAUCUGGGAUUACAAUUACCGAUAUUAAGAUUGGAACUGGUGAUGAUUGUAUCUCCCUUGGUGAUGGAAGCCAAGACAUUACUAUCACAAAAGUAGCAUGCGGACCUGGCCAUGGUAUCAGCAUUGGAAGCCUUGGAAGAUACAAGAACGAGGAACCUGUAAGUGGAAUCACAGUCACCGGUUGCACCAUUACCAAUGCCCAAAAUGGCGUGAGGAUCAAGACAUGGCCUGGUAGCCCUAGUGCUGGUUCUGCAAGCGGUAUGCAUUUCGAGGAUAUUACCAUGACUAAUGUGGAUAAUCCUAUCCUCAUAGAUCAAGGAUACUGCCCACACGGUCAGUGCAAAGCUCAGGCUCCCUCUACGAUCAAGAUCAGCGACGUUAGCUUCAAGAACAUUCGAGGCAGUACUAGUAAUGUAGAGGCUGUCAAGCUAGCUUGUAGCAAGAGCGUACCGUGCGAGAAAGUGAAUCUUCAGGACAUCGACCUUAAAUUCACAGGGUCUGGAGAGUCUAAAACAAUAUGUGAGAAUGUCAAUCCCACAAUUUCUGGCACUCAGAACCCUCCGGGUUGCACGGGGGCACCUGCAGCAGCGGGGGCACCUGCAGCAGCGGGGCCAGCAUGAGCGGGGGCAACAGAUCAACCAGCUUAAACAGAAUGCUUCUCAAAACUAAAUGAGUAAUAUUAAUCCUUGAUCGAGCUUAAAUAAAAUUAACGUAGCAGUCAAAUCUACGUAGUAAACUUUUGUCCUGUGGUGGUUAAAACACCACCUUAUACCCCGUUCCUCAUGAUCAUGUCCAUGCAUCCCUUUAAAGUAAUGCAUGCAGUCGGCAACUAGCAGAAAUAAGAUUUUGUAGAGUCCCCGCCCUUUAAUGUAAGUAUAAUAAUAUUAUACCUUUCUACUGCUCGUUUACUAUUAUUUUUGUAAUUUUAUUUUAUUUUUUUAAUUUUUUAUUUUACUUAAUGAUUAAAAAAAUGAUUAUUAAUAAAAUUUUUAAUUUUUUUUAAUGAUUAAGAUUAUUAAAAAAAUACUUAAAAGAAAAUGAUAAAAAAAAUAAAAAAUUUCAAAUAUAAUAUAAGUAGUAAAUGUGUCAUAGCCCUAUCACUACCUUUCAUGUAAUCUAUUCCACAAUACUUUGCCAUUGGUUGUAUCCCAUUGCCUUUGUCAAUAAUAAUAAUAAGAAGAAGAAGAAGAAAUAUUCUAAAUAUU
Molecule: messenger RNA, 1897 nt
Organism: Juglans regia (Persian walnut)
Lineage: Eukaryota; Viridiplantae; Streptophyta; Magnoliopsida; Fagales; Juglandaceae
Product: exopolygalacturonase-like
Exons: 4
Coding region: 83-1312 (409 amino acids)
Biological process (GO): carbohydrate metabolic process
Molecular function (GO): polygalacturonase activity
Source: RefSeq, a predicted model, not a curated record